AUGGGUGCUGUCCUAGAUCAAUGGAAGUCACACGUGGAGAUGGGGUCCAUUCAUGUAGAUAAAACCAACUAAUGUUAUAGUGUUUUUUCUCUAUCCUGAACUGUUGCAUGUUGAACAGUUUGAUCAUGAUUAGAUAUAGACAUAUACUUACUGCGCACAGUUUACGCACUCUGUCGUGCGCCCAAGAAUAACCUUUUCAAUUACGCGCAGGACGCAUUCCAUAUUAAAUCUACAAAUCAUUAAUGUGAAUUAAAACAAGCUGACUGGCAGGUAUGUACUAAUUCACACACUACUUGAUUUUUCAGUGUGUGAACGGGCCUGUGCUCCGUAGCGUCGUGGUGUUUCUGUUGUUGGGUGUCUCCUACAGUAAACGCAGGUGCAACUACACGGAGAUACUCACCUCGUACAGAGAACUAAUCUUCGUUGAACUUCAGAAUUUGGUAUGUGGGCCUUCAGAUCGUUGAAAGUGUGAUACUGUUGUUGACAAGAUCAAAGUGGCUUUAUCUCAAACUUAACUAUACGUUUUAUCUUUAUUCAUUUAUUCUACCUGUUAUAUUGUCAGAUGCAAAAUUCACACCUGAGAAAAACCUAUUCAAUAAGACUGGCACUAGUUUGAGCCUACACAAAUAUAAUGCAGGGCAAGUCUGUACAGUGGAAUACUUGUUUUUGACUGCCUUCACUGGUUUGCCUUAUGAAUGUUAUAUCAUUUUAUUGUCUAACAUACAUGUUUGCUUUCUUGGAACAGAAUCUGACAGGCACUUUUGACACACCCAAAGAGAGGGACCAUUGUCCCUCAGGAAAGGUAGUGUGUGUGUGUGUGUGUGUGUUUAGUUUUACUAUCCUUGUGGGGACCAGAAGUCCUCACAAGGAUAGUAAAACAAUGAAAAUUCAGACAAGUGGGGACAUUUCGCAGGUCCCCACAAGGAAAAAGGCUAUUUUAGGCUUACGGGUUAGGUUUGGGGUUAAGGUUAGGGUUAAGGUUAGGGUUAAGGUUAGGGGCUAGGGAAAAUAGGAUUUUGAAUGGGAAUCAAUUGUUUGCUCCCACAAGGAUAGUAAAACAAAUGUGUGUGUGUCUGUGUGUGUGCCCCUCUGUGAAAACAAUUACCCCUUGCCUUUUACUCCAAUUACAACUUUGUUUGAGUGAUUGAUUGAAUGAAUUAUUGAUUUCUUGAAUGUAUGAAAUAAAAAUGUGCAUUGCAAAUGACAACACAAUCAAUUUUACAAAAUGUAUCUCCAAUGUGUUUCUCUUAUUUGACAGUAGGCCUAAUAAUGCACUGUUUUCCUAUGCUUCAUAAUGCAGGUGCAGCACGUGUUGCGCUCCAUCCAUGGUAUGACGGAGCAGUUCCUGUGCCAGGGCUGGGACCAGGACCACGGGCGUGGCAGCAGACAGCAGGGAGGCAUGGAGAAGCCAGUGGAGAUGAUGGUAGUGCUGAUCAGACAGAACUGCAGGCACACUGACCUGGUGAGGCUGCUUUAAAGACAGGGCUGGGUUUCAUUAUGGUUCUGGCAAAAUAUUUUUGUCACUUACAAUUUUGUAUUUUUUAUAAUGAUAGUAAACGUGUAUAAAUUAGGUAUAUCAGUUAACGAUGAUGUAAUGAGAUGAGACGGAUCCUCAAUGUUUUGCCUUUGCUUUCUUUCAGGUGAGAAGACAGAAGUGUGUGACUUCCCAGAGAACAAAGGGAAAGAAGAGGAAGAGGAUGAGACUCAUCAGGGCACUGAUAAACUGUUGGCAGAAGCUGCAGAGUGUGUAA
Messenger RNA from Coregonus sp. 'balchen', 1751 nucleotides. Lineage: Eukaryota; Metazoa; Chordata; Actinopteri; Salmoniformes; Salmonidae. The record is from the annotation of a GenBank genome assembly.